GGUUUCACGAACUGGACACUUCCCAACAACUUCUCGUCGAAUUCGUCAUUCUCUCUUUUCUCGUCAUCAUUUCUUCCACUUGCACAAUGAAUUACUGUUCCAUCAAACGGGCUCAAACAGCAUCUUCUCAUACGCCGCUUUCAGACCUCGCACCAAUCAGUAGCUUCAUGCAUGCUGCUCUCAUUCUCCAACACUCACUGGAAAUCGACACUCAAUCCCCUGCUAAAUCGCUCCUCUCUUUGACUUAUGGAGCCGCAGCUCCAGACCCAGACCCAGAGCUAGACCAGGAACUAGCUUUAAACCAGGGCUUAAACAGCCGGUCCAGCGAUUGAUAGCUCUGAACCAGGUGACCCCGUCCCUAACGUCUAAGCCAGCGGAGCCCUGACGUCGUUUCAAACUCCCGCCGCAACCCUCCCAACAGCCGACUGUUAACUUCUUCCAUUCCGGUCUCUCUCAUCUUUCUUUCAAUUUCAACCUUCGUUCUUAUUCUCCUUUUGGCAUUCAACUUGCCAGUUCGUCGCCGUCUUUCUUGGAUACCACUUGUCGCCAUCGUACCACGCUCUCUCUGCUGAAUCGUCGCCAGUCAUGAGUACUGCCGCCGAUCUGCCUGCCACCGGCCCUGGGCUUCGGCAACGGCAAUCUGGGGUUGAUCCUCCUGCCCAGCAGGACAAGCCUCAAGCAGAACAAGGGCAUAGUCGCCAGUCAUCUGAUGUGCCUGUCCCAUCUGAUACGUCUAGUAAGACGUAUGGUCGAACCCCAGACGGCACAGGUAUGUACAUUCCAUUAAGGCUGUGGUGGUGUGUUGCGUCGGGGCGUCUUUGGCUGACUGUCACAUGUAGUCUUUAUCGUACCCACAACCCAUGAUAUGGUUUCUCAGCUUUUGGAUCCUCGACAACCCAAGAACCUUUCUGAUGCAAUUGUCUUGACAAUUUUGGGUCUUCACAUACUGGCUGCUUAUUUCCUCCCAUCUAGCUCAAAACGUAUUGUUUUCGCUGCUGUCUUCCUGUUCUGGCGAGCUUGUUACAACAUCGGCAUUGGUGUACUCCUCCAGAUUCAGUCAAAUCACCGGCGUCUUGUCACUUGGGCUCGGCGCUGGAAGCUCUUCGAGAAUCCUUCAACAGGCAAAAACCCGCGACCAUGGCUCUACAAGCUACUAAAGAACGAGCUCGAGACAAAGAUCCCGGAGGACUAUGAAUUCGAGAAGGCCCCCAUUGAGUACAACACUUGGUUGGUCUUCCGAAGGGUUGUUGAUUUGAUCCUCAUGUGUGAUUUUGUGUCGUACUGCCUGUUCGCCAUCGUCUGUGGCCACACUCCUGAAGGAGAGAAUCCUUUGAUUGGUUUCUCCCGCUGGGCCGUUGGCGUCGCCCUAAUCGGCUUCAAUCUCUGGGUGAAACUCGACGCCCACCGUGUUGUGAAAGACUUUGCCUGGUAUUGGGGAGACUUCUUCUAUCUCAUCGAUCAAGACUUGACCUUUGACGGUGUCUUCGAAAUGGCUCCUCACCCCAUGUACUCGAUCGGAUAUGCAGGUUACUAUGGUAUUUCCAUGAUGGCUGCUAGCUAUGAGGUUCUCUUCAUCUCGAUCCUCGCUCACUUGGCCCAAUUCGCCUUCCUCGUGAUUGUCGAGAAUCCUCAUAUUGAGAAAACCUACAACCCUCCUCCUCCUCGCAAGCGAACCGUCUCCGGGGGUCAAAGUGAUGCCAUACCCACUGAUAUGAAAUCGCUUGAAGGUGCAUUCGACCAGCAGACGCUUACGCCCGCCCAAAAGGACGAGCCCGCUCCUGUCCACAAUCUCGUUGGUUUAAGCAAUCUUGACUUGUUCCGCGUCCCUGACUUCGCCGUCAUUCUUAUGCCGUUCUAUGUAGCCGUCCUCACUCUUGUGACACCUUCAACUGCCGUAUGGCAGGCGGCUUUCGUGUUUCACGCUCUAGCCUGGCGUGUUUGGUAUCAUCUUGGCCUAGGUCUUAUUCUCGACCAACAGUCUAAGAACAAGAUGUGGACGCGCCAUUUCCUUAAAUUUGGCGAGAGUGCCGGUGAAGCUUGGCGCCAAUGGAAGGGCCUCCACCACAUCAGCAUGAUCAUGUGUAACACCGCAUUUGUUGCCGCUUGCUGGAAGAUGUACUCGCCUCCUGAAGACUGGGCCUAUGGCCUGGUCCUGCUCAAGCAUGUUCUUGGCGCUAGUCUCGUUGCCCUUCAGUUGUGGACCGCAUUCAGUGUCUAUGAUUCUCUGGGCGAGUUUGGCUGGUUCUGCGGCGAUUUCUUCUUUGAUCAACAGGCUAAAUUGACUUACAAGUCUAUUUACCGGUUCCUGAACAACCCUGAUCGGUUCUUCGGAACGGCUGCUGUGUGGGGUGCUGCACUCAUUACGUGGAGUCGAUCUAUUUUCCUUAUGGCCCUGUUCACCCAGAUCUUGACUGUCUACUACAUCUCGUACAUUGAGCGACCCCACAUGCAAAAGAUCUAUGGUCGCAGUCUACGUCAAGAAGCAGGUCUUACCAAGUUCAUCAAGAAAUCAUUGCCUCCUCCCGUCAAGGGAUGGCAAGAGAGUGUCGACAAGGUGUUAGAUGACACCAGCCAAUUCGUUGAGGACUUUAUCGAUACCGCUCGGCCUAAAUUCGCAGCAGGUGUUAAGACCAUUGUGCGAGAUACUUCGGCUCUUUUCAACAUGGCUCCCGCACGACUCACCAUUACCAGAAUUGCUCCUGAUCUAGAAGGCCGUGAUCCCAAGUUCUACUCUCUUUCCGUACAGGGUACUCUUGUUAACAAUGCACCUAUCGUCGAGAAGUACACUGGAAAGGAGAGCUUGACGGGCCGGUUCCCUAAGCCUGUUAAGACCAUGGCUUUUGAAUAUGGAGCGCCUCUCCGGGUCAAGUGGAGAGCACCUGCUAACCACAGUAAGAAAGAUUGGAUUGGUCUUUACAUGGUUACCGAUAACCGUUCGAGGGAAACGACUGAGGUAUCUUCUUUGGGACGAUGGGCACCUACUAACGCUGGCUCUUAUGAUGCCUUGACUGCCGAUGUUAGCAUUGUGGUCGAAGAACACCCCGUGACCUCAACUGAGAUCACAGAAACCGAUCUGGUCGAAGGCGAAGUUGUGUUUGAAGGUGACAAGUUGUGGUGGACGCAAGGUGUCUUCGAAUUCAGAUACCAUCACAACGGACACCAUCAUGCCAUGGCGAUUUCAGAACCUUUCGAGAUUCGAAUCAGCAAGUUUGAUGAAGAGGAUGUCGAUCUUGGUGCCAAGGGCUUGUACGAGCAAGCGGUCGAGGCCGCACUUCUUCCAGUUGUCCAAAACUGCCUGGACCGUGAUCCAGAUAUUGCACCCAACCAGCCUGAGGAGCCUUUCGGCGGCCAUGUCGAGCGCGAUACAAAAUAUGCCAAGAGGAUUGUCUACGCCAUUCGAGAAAUGUUUGGCAUUGAGUUUGCACCACCCGUCGUAGCCGCGGAUGGAAGCGUUCGUAAACUUGCUUGGAGAAUAUGUAACGCUAAGGAAGUUUUGGCUCCAUACAGCAUGUCAUUAUCAAGAGGAACUACGACGCCUGCAAUCCAGGACUUCCCGUCAGAAAAGGCCUAGUUGAGAAAAGAAAAUGUUUGGAGAUGUUAGUGACAGAUGUUUUCGUGGAGAUGGUAUGUGGUGAGGUGUUGGUUGGGGUGCUUUUGAGAUACCAAAAAUGAAGCAAGAGGGUACUAAAAAUAAACAAAUGGAUAUUGUAACUUGUAGAGCAUCCCGAUAAUGCCUUGAUGGUGAUGGGUUCAUGAAAUUGCUAUUCCUGACCCCAUGAAAAGGCCAGUGCAGGCACGUAUCCUUCGUCCAAGCAUGCCAAGGGGAGCAAAACUUCAGACCAUGACAACGGAUACCAAAAUAUAUUCAUCAAAAAGCCCCCUAAGCUUACGAUAAUUUGCCUAAGUAAUUUCAUCCUUUAGGAUCGAGGCCCUAAAUUUUAGUCUAUUACCUCCCCUAAGCAUAAUAUGAUUCAUAAAAACAAUCAUCCA
Messenger RNA from Fusarium odoratissimum NRRL 54006, 3990 nucleotides. RefSeq names its product phosphatidylethanolamine N-methyltransferase. Gene Ontology annotation, molecular function: phosphatidylethanolamine N-methyltransferase activity. The coding region runs from base 866 to 3571 and encodes 901 amino acids. The transcript is spliced from 2 exons. Lineage: Eukaryota; Fungi; Ascomycota; Sordariomycetes; Hypocreales; Nectriaceae. The record is from RefSeq and is a predicted model, not a curated record. Gene Ontology annotation, biological process: phosphatidylcholine biosynthetic process.